This is a messenger RNA of Mauremys mutica (yellowpond turtle), 1626 nucleotides long. RefSeq names its product LIF interleukin 6 family cytokine (gene LIF). Gene Ontology annotation, biological process: immune response. Lineage: Eukaryota; Metazoa; Chordata; Testudines; Geoemydidae. Gene Ontology annotation, cellular component: extracellular region. The transcript is spliced from 4 exons. Gene Ontology annotation, molecular function: cytokine activity; leukemia inhibitory factor receptor binding. The record is from RefSeq and is a predicted model, not a curated record. Bases 438 to 1073 code for a protein of 211 amino acids.
GAUCUGGCCCUGCUCACAUGCCAGCAGAGCUUAGCAUUUGGUCAGCUCGAUCCAUUAGCCGGGUUUUGGCUGGAGCCAGGUCUUGGGCAGCUCGCCUCUAGGACCAAGGCUAAGAGGUGCUUUAUGCAAGGUGUAACGUGCAGGGGCUGUGGAAUACAGAACCUGAGUUUAGCUCCUCAGGUACCUGAAGGGGUGGAAUCCGCUGACCUUAAAAUCCUGGCAGAGCCAGAACAAACUUGUUCUUGAUAAUGGUGCUGAUGAGCUGUUUGCAGGCGCACCUAGCGGAUGACAAGGUUGCGGCCCCAUUGUGCUGGUGAUAUGCUAACAUAUGAGACCGUAUAUAAACCAGUGAAAUCCCCCAGUAUGAACAUGAAUUUCUGAAAACUCCUUCUGUCAACAUCAAUCUCUCUUAAGUUGCUCCUGGGAUACAGCUCAAAAUGAAGUUCAUUCCAGCAGGUGUUGUCCCCUUGCUGUUGAUGAUCCACUGCAGAUUGGUGGUUGGCAAGGCACUGCCAGUGAACACCCCCAGCCCCAUGUGUGAAAACAUGCACGUGUGCAAACCCAACGUGGCUGAGCAGACCCGGAAGCUAGUGGUGCUGCUCAAUGCGACGGCUCAGGAUCUCUUCAGCAUCUAUCUGGACUGCCAAGGCGACCCAUUCAGCAGCCACCUGGAUGAACUCUGCAAUGCCAACGGAACCAACUUCCCUGACUUCCAUGUGAACCGAACCAGCCAUAAGAAGGAGAUCAUGGUGGCCUUAUACAAGGUCUUUGCCUUCCUGAACGCCUCGCUGGGCAACAUCACCAGGGACCAGGAGGAGCUUAACCCCACGGCCAAGGAGCUACUGGAGCGGCUCCACAACACCACCAAGACCACGCGGGGCCUGAUCUCCAACCUGACCUGCCUGCUGUGCACCAACUACAAGGUCUCCCAGGUGGACGUUACCUACGGCAAGAGCAGUAAGGGCAUGAACGUCUUCAAGAAGAAGCAGCAGGGCUGCCAGGUGCUGAGGAGGUACGUGCAGGUCAUCUCCCAGGCAGCACAGGUCCUGCUACCUCACCUCUCGCAGGCGUGAGCUGCCAGACAAAUGGACCCUGCCACUCCCCCAGGGCCUGCUGAGCCUGACUGCGGAGGGAUCAGUGCAGCACAGCUGAGGUGAGCGGGGAUCUGAGUCAGGGGCAUCUGAGAGGGCAUAUGACAACCAGCUACAGACUUCGGAGGGCAAGGAGGCGAUUGCCCUUAUGUCAGCCCUCUUGGUUUGGAAAGCCCCUGACUUUUAAGACACUCAGCUUUCAGGGAAUCCAUCCAUCCAGUGGGGCUGCAGUGGCUCCCUGGCGUGGGACUGGCUCCUCCUUGACAACUGCCUCCAUCAAGCCCUCUAUGCUUGCCCAGGGCACCUCCGGUCUCUUCCUUCACGGGUGGUCUAUUAUUAAUAAGCCUUGUUUGCUUCCUAUUUAUUAUCUCCCCCCAAUCCCUUUUGUAAUAUUGCUCCCCCAGCGCCGUUAUUUAUUUGAAUGUUAAUGAGGGUGAGUUCUAUCAUGUUUGUCUGGUAUUUUAAUUGUGUCUUUAUGACGCUGUUCAGUGCCCAAGUGCCUUAGGGAGAGGGCGCGUUAUAAAUUACCUGAAUU